Molecule: messenger RNA, 2565 nt
Organism: Megalops cyprinoides (Indo-Pacific tarpon)
Lineage: Eukaryota; Metazoa; Chordata; Actinopteri; Elopiformes; Megalopidae
Gene: smad6b
Product: SMAD family member 6b
Exons: 4
Coding region: 737-2212 (491 amino acids)
Biological process (GO): SMAD protein signal transduction; regulation of transcription by RNA polymerase II; transforming growth factor beta receptor signaling pathway
Cellular component (GO): heteromeric SMAD protein complex
Molecular function (GO): I-SMAD binding; transcription regulator inhibitor activity
Source: RefSeq, a predicted model, not a curated record
AACUGAAAAAAGACAGAAACGGAGAAAGAAAGAAAUCUGGGGUGCUGUUUGACCAGAUCUGAACACGGAGCCAGGGGCACGUCGGAGCCUUUAAGGAUUGUUCAUCACCAAUCAUCUGAAUAUAUGGAUAUUUCGGGAUUGUAAACGAGUACUUUAAUGUCGCGGAAAAACCACUGGGACCGCGAGUUCUGAAAGGCUUUUCUUGGGAUUAAUUCGCAGCGGAGCUGCUUCAUUCAUGUGCCGAGUGCCGCUUUAAAGAGAAAAAGAGCCGAGGGUGUUUCAAAGUCCAAAAACACAGCAAGAGAGCAAGCCGAUCGUUUUCUGUCGCAGUGUUUCCUUGGGAUAGUACUACGUUAAUGUAGUUUCUACAACCAUGGGAAUAGAAUAGCACGGCAUUACUUCGGGAUUCUUGCAAGUGCUUUCAAUGCAGUUGCCUUAUAAGAACCGAAGCAUUUACAGUGUUCCAUGUUCUCCAGCUAAGGAUUCAAGCUGAAGUGAAUGCAUUUUGAUUUCUAUGUAACAGUAUAUUUUUGUUUCUCUUCUCCUUUUUUAAUGCAACAUACUAGUGUAGCUCCUACUCUAAUGUUGCGGCUUGGCCACAUAUAUACAGCAUUCGGCUGUGCGUGCCCUGCACGGCAUAUACAAACCAUUAAUGUUGUACGGCGGCCUUAAAACUGAUUUGAAUCCACACAGAUCUGAACAGGAGUAAAACACAUCUAGAUUUAUAAAUUAUCGUAUGUUCAGGUCGAAACGCUCAGGUCUUGUGCGGCGACUCUGGAGAAGCCGUUUGAUUCCAGAUAGAGAAGGGGGAGAUGGAAGUAGCAAUACCAGCGAGGGGGGUCGGGACGAUCUGUGCGGCAAUAACCCAGAAAAGAUUCCCAAAACGGAGCUCAGACCGGUGACCCGAGGCUGGUCGCCUGAGGGGGACUUCGGGGGAGAGUGCACCAGAAAUUCCGCCGAGUGCGGCAGCGGCGGCUCAAGGGUCAUUUUGGACCAAGAUGGGGGUGCCAUGUGUGUGCUGGAUCAGGGAAGCCCCCGAUCCGCACAGGACGAAUGCAAAACGGUGACAUGCUGUCUGUUCAAAGACCGGGACCACACCGGACCCAGAAGCACAGAGACGGCUCGGGGUAAGGAACCUGGUUCUUGCCAGUUUGUGCUGAGGAACCGUAGUUCCCGGGACGCCGGUUCUCCUGGGGCACAGGAGGUGAAACCCCGAUCGGUAGUUGAGCAGGAGCUCAAGACUGCCACCUACACCCUUUUAAAAAGACUAAAGGAGAAACCGCUGGAUACGUUGUUGGAGGCCGUGGAGUCUAAAGGGGGGAUGCCGAGCGAUUGUGUUAUGGUAUCGCGGACAGAGCUGCGGCUUGGCGGCCAUAUGGCACCGCCGCAGCUCCUGCUCUGUAAGCUGUACCGCUGGUCCGACCUGCAGCACACGGCUCAACUGAAACCGCUCUGUGAGUGCCAGAGCUUCGGGGCUCAUGACGGCCCGGUGGUAUGCUGCAACCCCUACCACUACAGCCGUCUCUGUGGGCCAGAGUCACCCCCACCCCCGUACUCAAGGCUUUCCCCCACUGAAGAGCUCAAGCCACUGGAUCUGUCAGAUUCAACGUUGUCUUACACUGAAACUGAGGCCUCCAGCUCCCCUAAUGCCACACCGGGGGUCUUCUCAGAUCCCAGUAUGUCCUCGGACGCCCAUAAGCAGAGUCACUGGUGCAGUGUGGCGUACUGGGAGCACCGGACGCGGGUGGGCCGCCUCUACACAGUGUACGAUCACUCCGUCAGCAUCUUCUACGAUCUACCUCAAGGCACCGGCUUUUGCCUGGGCCAGCUGAGUCUGGAGCAGCGCAGCAGCACCGUCCAGCGCACGCGGGGCAAAAUCGGCUUCGGCAUCCUGCUGAGCAAGGAGCCGGACGGCGUGUGGGCCUACAACCGCAGCGACCACCCCAUCUUCGUCAACUCCCCCACGCUGGACAUCCCCAACUGCAGGAGCCUGGUGGUGCGCAAGGUGAUGCCGGGCUACUCCAUCAAGGUGUUCGACUACGACAGGUCCUGCCUCCUGCAGCACGCCGCCGACCCCGAAUACCUGGACGGGCCCUACGACCCCAACAGCGUGCGCAUCAGUUUUGCCAAGGGCUGGGGCCCCUGCUACUCCAGACAGUUCAUCACCUCCUGUCCCUGCUGGCUGGAGAUCCUGCUCAACAACCACAGAUAACACAGGCAGAAAGACAGACAGACAGUCAGACGGACCGUUCUCACCAGAAACUAUCCCAAAUAUCAUCUACCUAGAUUUAAUAUAAAGUUUUAUAUAUUAUAUGAAAUAUAUAUUAUACCUGUAAAUACGGAGUCAUUUUUACAAUGUAAUUAUUUAUGUAUGGUGCAAUGUGUAUAUGGACAAGAGAAAAGAAACCAGAAAAUGCACUUUGGCUUAUAUAUAUAAAUAUAUAAAGAUAUAUAAAAGAUAAAGAAUCUUUCAAUACCAAUCUGAAAAAUUAUACAGCAAAAAUAGGAUGUGCCUGGUUUUGGUGUAUAGUUUUCAUAUACUAUUAAUAUCCAGACGAAAAGCUA